AUGCAGACCUCGUCGUGGCUUUUUGUCGCCAUCGCGGCACUCGCCCGCACAACCAACGCGGCCGACGCCGCCUUCAUGGCCAGCACGUCGCAGUGCUCAUCCGUCGACACCUGCUACGAGGGUGGCGCGGCCUCCACGCCCUGCACAGUCUCAAGUGGCGGUUGUCCGCCUUGCAUCACCUUCGCGGAUGAUGGUUGCUACGUCAAGGUGGGCGAAUCUUGCCCUUUCGGUGUGGACUGCGGGUCCGUGUGGGGAUCGUCUACUACUACUAGUACUUCCAGUGGCAGCAGCACGUCCACUACUACUUCCAGCACUUCCAGCACUACAGGCACCACUACCACGACAACGUCCAGUACUGCGGGAUCAUCGACUUCAACGACAGCAGAAACGUCCUCCAAGACAGGAUCGACUACUAGCGGCACGGCUGGUGUCGCCUCGUCCAGCUCCACUGCUUCCAGCACUUCUGGAAGCAGCAGCGCCGCGGCUGGAGACUCGAGCAGCGGCGGCUCCGACAUGAGCGUCGUGUUCGCCAUUAUCGGUGCGGCUAUCGGCGUUAUCGCCGUCGCUGUCAUCUUCCUGACGCUCGUUCGUCGCUCCAAGGGCGCGAGUGAGGACGAAGACGACGAAAUGCCCAACGCUACGCCAGCUUUCGCUAAGAGCCAGGGCCCGCACAGCACGACAGGCUCCGCCAUGUACGCGAGCUACAAUAACGGCAACCGCGCUGGCGGCAUGGGCUCCGGUACAGGCAAUGAAAUCGGCCUGGACAUGUCCAAGGGCGUGUCUAUGAACGCCGUGAGCUACUACAACCAGCAGCCUCCACAGAACUCGACGGCGCCGUCGCCCCGCGUGGCAGGGCGCGCCAUCCCGUCGCAGCCGGUGGGUAUGAACCAGAGCGCCGGUAUGGCCCGCCCCUAUUCCGGUGGUCAGAACUUCGGCGCCUCUGGACUCGGUGCUUCGGGUGUCGGUGUCGUGAACCAGGCACCGCCGGCACCAAUGCAGCCUCACCCAAUGGGCGGCGUGGCGCCGUCUCCGCACAACCGAAGGGAGUCGUAUGAAUUCUAA
This is a messenger RNA of Phytophthora infestans T30-4, 1062 nucleotides long. RefSeq names its product carbohydrate-binding protein, putative. NCBI's taxonomy places the organism in Eukaryota, Oomycota, Peronosporomycetes, Peronosporales, Peronosporaceae. Bases 1 to 1062 code for a protein of 353 amino acids. The transcript has a single exon. The record is from RefSeq and is a predicted model, not a curated record.